This is a messenger RNA of Hemicordylus capensis (graceful crag lizard), 1445 nucleotides long. RefSeq names its product oxidative stress-responsive serine-rich protein 1-like. Gene Ontology annotation, biological process: cellular response to hydrogen peroxide. Bases 408 to 1292 code for a protein of 294 amino acids. Lineage: Eukaryota; Metazoa; Chordata; Lepidosauria; Squamata; Cordylidae. The record is from RefSeq and is a predicted model, not a curated record. The transcript has 4 exons.
AAGGCGCCUCCGCUCUGCCUGUCUUAUUGUUUCGUGUGCCAGCUGCAAGGGGUCUUUCCCUAAGGCUCAUGUUUGCUGACUAACGAUGCCUAUAUGAUUUGAAGCGGGGGCAGGGCAUCUAGUCCGGGUGCGGGCUCGAACAGCCUUUCUGCCAUAUGUUGCCUCUUGAAGUUCUGAAAGUUAUAAUCAGUAGGAUUUGGGAUGCAGUUUUAUGCAUUCACCUGCAAGUAAGGCCCAUUGAAUUUGGUGGAGCUCACUUCUGGAUGCACAGGCAUAGCUGGGUCGCGCUGCUGCAUUUCUACUUAACACUGAAGCAAUUCCCCGAAUAAAACCAUAGAAUUCUUCGACGUGGCUGUGGAGCAGUAUUCAUUAUAUGGCAGGCCUGGCAGUAUCCUAACAGUCUACCAAUGGAAUCAGAAGCUAAAGAAGGAGAUGAAGAGAGUCUGCAAACAGCUUUCAAAAAGCUGAGAGUGGAUCCAGCUGGAUCUUCCACACCUGUAAGUGAAGGAACGGGACUCAGAGCUCCAGUCAGGGCAGCUGUCGAUGGAGGCAGGCAUCCAACUGUCUGCUCAAGAGAGACCUGGCAUGGGUGUGCAAGGAAGCCCUUGAGAGGGUCAACGAGGCCCCAGCGCCGCCGGCGUUCCAAAUCCCCUGUCCUGCAUCCUCCCAAGUUUACAUACUGCAGCAUGAAAGCAUCUUCUGCAAGUAGCCAACUGAAACACAAAAGCCAGAUGGAUGCUUUAAAGAGCAAAGUCAGUCCAGACCCUGGUGUCACAGAAGAGCUGUAUUUUGGAGGAAAGCGAUGCCCCCUCUUUGACAACGGCAACUGCCGGAGAGCUAGAGCAGAGCACCAGAGCACUUGCACAAGUGAGCAGCCUUUGGAGAAUUUGGUGAAGAGUUGUCCUGCUUUUUCUUUGGCCUUUGAAACCAGCCCAGAUCCCAGCCAACCUUCAGAUUUCCAGUCAUUAUCCAAGCUGAGUUUCGAGAAGCAAUGCCCUUGUGUGGACAAGGAAUGCCAGUGCAAACGAUGGCAAGCUAUAGAAGCCUACUCCUUCUCUGGCUUGCGGAAUGUCCUCUCGGAAUGUGAAAAGGCUGUCAUGGAGGUGCGUUCACAGUCACUGCCGAACAGGGCACCUUCUGGUUUGGGUUCUUCAGGCUCUGCCCGGUCUUGUUCGGAGCAAGCUCGAGUCUUUGUGGAUGAUGUGACUAUUGAAGAUCUUUCAGGGUACAUGGAGUAUUACUUGUAUAUCCCCAAGAAAAUGUCCCACAUGGCAGAGAUGAUGUACACUUGACAUGAGAAUCAUGGGUUGGAAAUUCAGUGGUGGUAGUGAGAUGUUCCCUCAGUGCCAUAGUUGGAAAUGUAUCCAUUGUCAUUGCUGCGUGUUUGAUCAAAUGUUUAUUUGCGCCAUACAGUGUAGUUUUUUAAUAAAGUGAAAAAGAUACUA